Molecule: messenger RNA, 1707 nt
Organism: Fusarium vanettenii 77-13-4
Lineage: Eukaryota; Fungi; Ascomycota; Sordariomycetes; Hypocreales; Nectriaceae
Exons: 4
Coding region: 1-1707 (568 amino acids)
Biological process (GO): glutathione catabolic process
Cellular component (GO): plasma membrane
Molecular function (GO): glutathione gamma-glutamate hydrolase
Source: RefSeq, a predicted model, not a curated record
AUGAAGUCACAAGUCGUCGCUCACCCCUACCCGGACUACUAUCCACCUGCUACGUCACCAUCGCAAUCGAAUCGCUUCACCAACAAGCUUGGCGGCGUUGCUUGUGAAAAUGAGAUUUGCAGCACGAUCGGUGUCGACAUUCUCCGCGCUGGCGGUAAUGCAGCUGAUGCUAUGGUGGCAACGGUUUUCUGUGUCGGGACAACCAGCAUGUACCACUCUGACUUAGGUGGAGGCGGCUUUAUGCUCAUUCACAAGCCUACUCGCAAGCAGGAUGUCUCGCCGUACGAGUUCGUCGACUUUCGUGAGACGGCGCCGGCUGCGGCCACCGAAGACAUGUUCAAGGACAAUGUCAAUGCCAGCAUCUACGGGGGCCAGGCCAGCGGCGUCCCUGGAGAGUUACGAGGCUUGGAGCAUCUGCACAAGAAGUACGGCCGCUUGCCAUGGGCAAAGCUGGUACAACCCUCCAUCAACGUGGCUCGCUAUGGAUUUCCCGUUCACGACGACCUUGUCAAAUUCAUGAAGACAACCUAUACAAAGUUCGAGAAUGAGAGUUUUCUCGUCACAGACCCGGCCUGGUCUAUUGACUUUGCUCCUUCAGGCAGUCUGCUCAAGCUCGGCGAGAAGAUCACCCGCAAGAGAUAUGCCGAUUUCCUCGAAGCGAUUGCUAUCAGUGGCGCUGAUGUUUUCUACGAGGGUGCAUUUGCAGAUGCCAUGGUCCGGGCACUUAAGCAAAAGGGUGGUAUCAUGACAACAGAGGAUGUCAAGAACUACUCCGUCGUUGUUCGAGAACCCUCCCAGAUCAACUACCGGGGUGGCAAGAUCACCAGUGGCUCCGCUCCUUCCAGCGGGGCAGUUGUUGCGACCAUCAUGAACAUCCUCGGUGGCUAUGAUUUCAUCGGCGAUCCUACACGGGUGAAUGAAAGCACUCACCUAAUCGAUGAAGCCAUGAAAUUUGGUUAUGGCAUGCGCACCAAGCUGGGUGACCCAAGCUUCGUCAAGGGCUUGUCCCAGUACCAGACCGAGAUGCUUUCAAACGCCACCGCGGAGGAGGUCCGAUCGAAAAUCACGGGAAAGCCUUUGGGGCUUGGGGCCUACGAUCCCCAGGGCUUGGAGUCUUUGGAUACGCCUGGAACUUCACACUUGGUCGCCAUGGACAAGUCUGGUCUGGCCAUCUCUCUCACAACUACCGUCAACCUCAUCUUUGGCUCUCAGGUCAUGGUGCCAGAGACGGGCAUGGUCAUGAACAACGAGAUGAAUGACUUCAGUAUUCCCGGAGAAUCCAAUGCCUUUGGAUAUAUCCCAAGCGAGGCCAACUUCGUCCGACCUGGCAAGCGGCCUCUUUCCAGCAUCAGCACCUCCAUUGUCGAAAAUCCCGACGGCACUGUUUCUCUAGUCACUGGUUCAGCCGGUGGCAGCCGUAUCAUCACAGCGACUCUUCAGGUCAUGUUGAACGUCCUGGAGAAGAACAUGACAGCCCACGAGGCAUUGGCCGCACCACGAAUGCAUGACCAACUUGUGCCGCAACAAGUCAGAUUCGAGUACGCAUUUGACAACUCGACGAUAGCAUACAUGAAGGAGAUAGGAUGCAACAUCACUUGGGUGGCGCCGGGACAGAGCACAGCUCAGGCUUUGAGGCGGUUGGCGGACGGGUCGUUUGACGCGGCCGGAGAGCCCCGGCAGCCAAACUCUGGCGGAUAUUCCACUUAA